Messenger RNA from Drosophila subobscura, 731 nucleotides. RefSeq lists its product as uncharacterized. Lineage: Eukaryota; Metazoa; Arthropoda; Insecta; Diptera; Drosophilidae. The transcript is spliced from 3 exons. Bases 25 to 471 code for a protein of 148 amino acids. The record is from RefSeq and is a predicted model, not a curated record.
UUGUUUAUAAUUUACUCAAAUUAAAUGGAAUCUUUGGUCAACUACCGGUAUAGCUUAGUGGCUGGUGCUUGUGCUGCUGGUGGUAGCUUUUUUGGUAAGCUGCCCAGCCACCUCAGCGUCCAGAAGCUGCUGCAUUUUCCAGCUUCAGGCGGAGCUCACUUUUCUGAUUCCUCGUAUCUGGAAUUUGGUUUGCUGAGGCUUCUACCUUUAGUCCUGAUGGUGUUCUGCAAUGUCUGUAAUCUGCGCUGUUUCCUUAAAGCACUGCAAAUGACCGAGCAGACCCUUACCUGCGUUGUUCUGACUGCCGCGUCCAACUAUGUGCUGUCUUUUAUUUUAGGCGUGCUGGUAUACCAAGAGCCACUCACUGCACUGUCUGGCGUUGGAAUCACGCUAAUAUUGGCUGGUCUUUGGUUUCUUUGUGAUGCCGGAGCAGGGGAGAGCUGUAAAAAGGAGCCAGAAAAAGAGUCAUAAAGGAGUAGCCAUACAGCCUUAUGGCAAAAACAUGCAAAACAAAAAACGGACUCCAAAUGGCCACCUUGCUUUUUAUUUGAAUUAUAUCGGUACCACAUCGCCGCGAGCUUUUGUCAGACAUCAUCUAUAUACUCGAUAUGCCGUUUCCUAUCGAUAGGGCGCUUGUUCGUUUGCAGCACUGGUUAUCAAAAAACAUAAACAACGGCGAAUUUCACAAUUUUAUUGGGCCAUCAAUUUAAAUAACAAAGGCGAGUCCUUAC